Messenger RNA from Mus pahari (shrew mouse), 2919 nucleotides. It is a transcript of the gene Apold1, whose product is annotated as apolipoprotein L domain containing 1. The transcript is spliced from 2 exons. Gene Ontology annotation, molecular function: lipid binding. The coding region runs from base 137 to 877 and encodes 246 amino acids. Gene Ontology annotation, cellular component: extracellular region; membrane. Gene Ontology annotation, biological process: lipoprotein metabolic process; lipid transport. The record is from RefSeq and is a predicted model, not a curated record. NCBI's taxonomy places the organism in Eukaryota, Metazoa, Chordata, Mammalia, Rodentia, Muridae.
GUCAGGGCAGGAAACAGCAGCUUCUCAGAAUGAGACAAGGCUUUCCCAGAGCCGUCAUUGGCUCCUGGGAACUAUAAAGUAUGCUCGUCCAGAAACAGUCUCCCACUUUUCUUCUUGGAGGCCAGAGUGAAGGGGCAUGGAGAAGCGGGCGGCCUGGGAGCCGCAGGGCGCCGAUGCGCUGCGGCGUUUCCAAGGACUGCUGCUGGACCGCCGCGGCCGGCUGCACAGCCAAGUGCUGCGCCUGCGCGAAGUGGCCCGGAGGCUCGAGCGUCUACGCAGGCGCUCCCUGGCGGCCAACGUGGCGGGCAGCUCUCUGAGCGCCGCUGGCGCCCUGGCAGCCAUCGUGGGGUUGUCACUCAGCCCGGUCACCCUGGGAGCCUCGCUCGUGGCGUCGGCCGUGGGCUUAGGGGUCGCCACCGCCGGAGGGGCAGUCACCAUCACGUCCGACCUCUCUCUGAUCUUCUGCAAUUCCCGGGAGGUGCGGAGGGUGCAGGAGAUCGCCGCCACCUGCCAGGACCAGAUGCGCGAGCUCCUGAGCUGCCUGGAGUUCUUCUGUCAGUGGCAGGGACGCGGGGACCGCCAGCUGCUGCAGAGCGGGAGGGACGCCUCCAUGGCCCUUUAUAACUCUGUCUACUUCAUCGUCUUUUUCGGCUCACGUGGCUUCCUCAUCCCCAGGCGUGCGGAGGGGGCCACCAAAGUCAGCCAGGCCGUGCUGAAGGCCAAGAUUCAGAAACUGUCUGAGAGCCUGGAGUCGUGCACUGACGCCCUAGAUGAACUUAGUGAGCAACUGGAGUCCCGGGUCCAGCUCUGCACCAAGGCUGGCCGUGGCCACAACCUCAAGAUCUCCGCUGAUCUGGACGCAGCGUUGUUUUUCUAAGAGCAUCCUCUACCUAUGUGGAAUGCUCUAGAGUCGUAGCAUCCACAGGGAAGUGCUACAUGGGUGGAGUGCAAAGGAUGAUAGAAACUUCUUGCAGGGCAUCCAUCAGUCCUUAGCUCCUUGUGUGUGUGAAGGACUUUUCACUUGUGUAAUCCCAACUGUAUGUGAUCCUUUUUGUCUUUGUAGGGAUUGUAGACCCAGCCUGGGCCGCGGAGCUGACUUGCUCUGCUCUUCCUACUCCAGUCAGUUUAUCCACUCACAGUCUAAGUCUGACUAUUUCAUAGACUUUUCCAGCAUGGCUUUAAAUUCACACCUCUAGGUACCCUGAGAGGGAAAGCCACCCAAAGAGUCACUUUAAUCCCAACAUACUCACCCCCUUCACUUCCGUAAUAAAGCUGGGGGAGGGGCGAGAUGCAGUCCCUGACAAUUUUAAAUGACUGACCUGGUCGCACAGAGGAGAGCAACGGCCUUUGAAUUAAACAGUCAGACUGAUCAUGGGCUCUGUCCCCCACCAUCGUGUGACUUAGCCACCUUCUCUUGCUGAGGCUUGUUUAGUGACACAGAUGGUGGUAAGAGCCCACCUUGUGAAGCUUUGAGGCAAGAAUGACAAGCAGAGGCUAGCUCACAAAAUGUAUAGUUCCUGGCCUGGCUCCUGGCUGGCUGUCACCUUGGGGCUUGCUGGAAGGGUCAGCUGUUGGGCUCGGUCACAGAUUUCUGAAAUCAGUGACUGCAAAUAUAAGGCGCACCUCUGGCUGAUUCUGGUUCCCCAUAAACGCUUGAAAUCGAUGGCAGCAAAUGUUCAUCUCCAGCCAGGUGUGGUGGGACAUACCUGUAAAGGCCAGCACCUGGAGAUAGAGACAGGGAGACCGGAAGUUCAGGAUCAUUCUUGACUACACAGUAAAUUCAAGGCCACGCCGGAUUAUAAGACCCUGUCUCAAAAACCAAAACAUAAAGCACAUAACUUCUGACUCCCUUCAGUUGUUUAAAGUCCCCCCCCCCCCCAGGGCCUUAGGACCUUCAGAGUCACUCUCAGAAAGUCCAGGAAAGAUUGGCCCAGAAGCCCAAGAAAGACUAUGCUGUGUGCUUGUAAAGCCAGUUACUCUGUCCCCUAUAAACUAGGAGACAGAACAGCACAGACCCUUCAGAGGGCGGUGUUGCCCAUUCGUGUAGAGACUGGUACAGAAGUAGUAAUGUGAACUUACCAGCAAAAAUAAACAAAACCAAAACCAAAAAAAAACCCCUUUAUCCUCUGAAAACUCCAGACAUCAUAUUUUUAUUUAUUUAAAAUCAGUUAUUUAAUUUCUGUGUAUUAUUUACAUUUAAUUUUAUUUAACCAUCACAUUUAGAAAAUAAUAAGAAUAGUAAGUGUCUGAAUAGGAAGGGAGUCCCUUGAGGCUCUUUCCAGGAAGUCAAGUUUGGAUUUCUAGAGUCUUUUUCCCUCAGAGAGGACUCUCUAGUGUUUGGCACGAUCCUUGUAAGUGAGAUGGGGGAGUCCUGAAGAGAGAGACUAAGCUGAUUUUUAAACUAGUAAAUGGAGCCUUGAAUUGUGGGAUCUAUGAGUGAGAAGCCCAUGUGUCGUGAAGGUACUUUGUCAGAAAGCACUUGACUUGAAAAAGAAAACCUACUUAAUUCAGGGGCGGAGGAAUAGAGACUCAUGAAGAAAGCAUUUAGACCUUGGGAACCUGAUGUCCUAUGAAAUUCUGUUUUUAUAAAAUUGUGUUAUGGUAGAGAUCUGUCGCAUUUUGACUUUGGGGCUGUAAGAAACCUGUUAUCUAUGUUUAAGAAAGUACUUCUAAUUUAUUCAAUGUCUUCCUAAAUUAUCCUUUAGAAAAAGUUGGAAGGUCUGUGGGACCAUACCCAGGAAACCUUGGCUGUAUAUUUAAAUUAUUUAAUGUUAUACAUUUGCAAAGCCCCUAUGCUUCCCGGUGACGGCCGCGUGUCUGAGGAAAUGUAUUGGCAUGAGGGGGAGGGGUGCUGCUUCUAUAUUUAUUUUUGUUUCCUAUAAACUAUAAUUGGGAUAUAUCCUGAUUUAAUUUGACAUU